Molecule: messenger RNA, 2225 nt
Organism: Chelonus insularis
Lineage: Eukaryota; Metazoa; Arthropoda; Insecta; Hymenoptera; Braconidae
Gene: Hmgs
Product: hydroxymethylglutaryl-CoA synthase
Exons: 2
Coding region: 568-1941 (457 amino acids)
Biological process (GO): acetyl-CoA metabolic process
Molecular function (GO): hydroxymethylglutaryl-CoA synthase activity
Source: RefSeq, a predicted model, not a curated record
UUCCAUUCACUGUAAAAAUGAUGGAUGAUCAUCAACAUCAUACUAACCUCAAUAGAGCCAGUAACAUUCAAUUACCAAUGUUUUAUCCAUAAAGAAUAGUAAUCAAUGAAAAUAAUUACAAGUGUCAUAAGAUUAGAAUGCAAAAAGUAAAACACUUUUUUUAGUUUCCUGUAUUUUAAGCUCUGAUAAAAAUUGAAGAACAUUCAGUUAUCCCCUCUUCUAUUCACGUGUAGCACAAGUCUAGUAUAGUAAAUGAAUGGAUAAACUUCAUAGGAUAUAUUGUGGAUACAUUACACGUGUGUGCACACAUCUGUACUAGCCAACGUGACGUGUCUUUAUGAUUUAACGUGUGGUUUUACUUGGUUCGGAGCAUAGAUAAAUAUUAAAAAGUGACUGGUAGCUUCAGUUCCUCACAAACGAUCAGUUCUAAGGGUUGUUGCUCCAAACAACUAGUGACAAUAUCUUGCUCAAAUUUUAUACUUAUAACUUAAUAUUACUAUCGAAAUACUUAAUAUUAAUCACGAGUAUUCAAAAUUUAACAUCGCUCCAUAAUAAAACGGAUAAAAAAUGUGGCCGGCAAACGUUGGGAUCAAGGCUAUCGAACUAUAUUUUCCAGCUCAAUACGUGGACCAAGUAGACCUCGAAAAAUUCGAUGGAGUAUCAGCUGGAAAAUAUACCAUUGGUUUAGGCCAAUCAAAAAUGGGUUUUUGUAAUGAUAGAGAAGACAUCAACUCGUUAUGUUUAACAGUUACUCAGCGUUUGUUAGAACGCUACUCUAUAAAGCCAGAAGACAUUGGAAGAUUGGAAGUAGGAACUGAGACAAUCAUUGAUAAAAGUAAAUCGGUUAAAACCGUGUUAAUGCAGCUAUUUGAACCAUCAGGUGCUACUGACAUCGAAGGAAUUGAUACAACAAAUGCCUGUUAUGGAGGUACAGCAGCUCUUUUUAAUGCAAUUUCUUGGGUUGAGAGCAGUGCUUGGGAUGGUAGAUUAGCUAUAGUGGUAGCAGCUGAUAAUGCUGUGUAUGCAAAAGGUAGUGCAAGGCCUACAGGAGGUGCUGGAGCUAUAGCAAUGCUCAUAGGACCUGAUGCUCCAAUAGUAUUCGAUAGAGGCAUCAGAGCAUCUUAUAUGAAAAAUUCAUAUGAUUUUUAUAAGCCAGAUUUAAAAUCAGAGUAUCCUACAGUUGAUGGAAAAUUAUCAAUUCAAUGCUACCUCAGUGCUCUAGAUAAUUGCUAUAAAAAAUAUUGUGAAAAAGUUGAAAAGAAACAAAUGGGUGAUACUGUUUCAUUAGCAACAUUUGAUGCAUUCAUUUUUCAUUCACCUUACUGUAAGUUAGUACAAAAAUCAUUUGCAAGAAUUGCUUAUAAUGACUUCCGCAAUUUAAGCAGGGACAAAGUAUUACAAGUGUAUCCGCAAUUUGAAAAAUAUCAUUCGGUCAAGAUAGAAGAUACAUAUUUUGAUAGAGAUAUUGAAAAAACAUUUGUUCAAUUGAGCUCUGAUGCCUUCCAACAAAAAACACAGCCUAGUUUAUAUAUUUCUAAUCUAGUAGGAAAUAUGUAUACACCAUCGGUUUAUUCUGGAUUAGUAUCAUUAUUAAUCAACAAACCAAUCAAUGAAUUAUUAGGAAAAAAAAUUGCAGUAUUUUCUUAUGGAUCAGGUUUAGCUUCAAGUAUGUAUUCUAUAACGGUGUUGAAAACUGUAAAAGCUGAAGACCAAUUGAAAACUUUAAUUUCUAAUUUAUCAUAUGUUAAACGUCAUUUAACUGAGAGGAAAUGUAUUAGUCCUGAGGAUUAUACAGCAAUAUUAGAGUCACGUGAGAAAAAUUGUCACGUUGUUCCUUAUGAACCAACAAGUCCUGUUGACGGGAUGUUUCCGGGUACGUUUUAUCUUGUGAAAAUUGAUAAUAUGUAUAGAAGAACGUAUUCACGAGUACCUUUAUCAUAAUAAUUCAUGUAGAAUUCCAAUAAUUUUUCUUAUUUAUCUUUUUUUCGAUAAUUGCAAAUUUAACGCAGUUGAUUUAAACGGGGUUAUGAGGGCAAGGUAUUUAAAUUUCAAAUGACUAUAAAAAUUUAUGCUAAUCUAAUUUUACUUCAUACGCAAUUUUUAGCAUUUUUUAAAGAUAUCAUAGACUGUAUGUGCCUUGUACACUAAAAAAUUUCAUAAAUACUUAUCAUAUUAUGAAUUAUUUAAAUUAUAAUAAAAUUAUUAUUAUUGGUUCUAUGUAUUAU